AUGCCUCUCGGAAUCCACAACCCUCUGCCCUCGUCCGUCGGCAGUGAAAUCAAGAAGACGGGCAAAAUCCUCGCGUCCUUUGUCGACCCCCGACAAGCCUUUGGCCCCGACAAGGUCAUUCCACCGCAAAUUCUCGCCAAUGCUAAAGGUCUCGCUAUCUUGACCGUCUUCAAGGCCGGCUUCCUGGGUUCGGGUCGUUUUGGCUCUGGUAUCGUCGUCGCUCGCCUCCCGGACGGCGGCUGGUCGGCACCCUCAGCUAUCGGCACCGUUGGAGGCGGUUUUGGUGGCCAGAUUGGUUUCGAGCUCACCGACUUCGUCUUUAUUCUCAACGAUGCCGCUGCCGUCAAGACGUUUGCGCAGGCUGGUUCGCUGACGUUGGGCGGCAACGUCUCGAUCGCCGCUGGUCCGGUGGGUCGCAACGCCGAGGCGGCCGGCGCGGCCAGCUUGAAGAGCAUCGCCGGCGUGUUUGCCUACUCUAAGACCAAGGGUCUCUUCGCUGGUGUCAGUUUGGAAGGCAGCGUUCUCAUCGAGCGUCGCGACGCCAACGAGAAGCUGUACGGCAGGCGCAUCCCCGCACGAAUGCUGCUCGAGGGCCAGGUGCCUGUCCCGCCUGCCGCCGACCCGCUGAUGCGCGUCUUGAACUCUCGCGUUUUCGCCGGUGCUGCUGGUAGCGCUAGUGCCAGCGACGCCAUGUACAACGACAUGCCCGUCUACGAUGAUUCGCAUGAGGAUGUUGUUUGGCAGGGUCGCCGUGGUUCUGCCAUGGGCGAGGGUGUUCGCAGCAACCGCACCGGUUCCGUGGCUGGCGGAUUCGAUCGUCCCUCCCGCUCCAGCACCUGGGCCGAUGACAUCUACGACAGGACGCCCGCUCAGGGCAACAGCAACGGCCUCAAUCGCUCUGUUUCCACUCGCGCCAAUCCUGUCGAGACGUUUGACAACAUUGAGAGACGCUCGCGCGGUUUCAGUGGCGAUUACUCGUACAGCGACAAGCCGAAGCCUUCGAGGCCAACCGCGCCGAAGCCGCAGUUUGGUGCUGCCAAGCGGGCGUCGCUUGCUCCCAACCAGGCCAUCGCCAAGUUCACAUUCGAGGCUGACCAGCCGGGCGAUCUGGGCUUCAAGAAGGGCGAAGUCAUUACCAUCCUGAAGAGGACGGAUAAUGAAACGGAUUGGUGGACCGGCAAGAUCGGUAGCAGGGAAGGCAUCUUCCCCAGCAACUACGUUGAAAUGGUCUAA
Messenger RNA from Lasiodiplodia theobromae, 1233 nucleotides. RefSeq names its product Sh3 domain-containing protein. Bases 1 to 1233 code for a protein of 410 amino acids. The record is from RefSeq and is a predicted model, not a curated record. Gene Ontology annotation, biological process: actin filament bundle assembly; actin cortical patch localization. Gene Ontology annotation, molecular function: actin filament binding; phosphatidylinositol binding. Lineage: Eukaryota; Fungi; Ascomycota; Dothideomycetes; Botryosphaeriales; Botryosphaeriaceae. Gene Ontology annotation, cellular component: actin cortical patch. The transcript has 4 exons.